AUAAACAAAAGAAAGAUGGCGGAAACAGCGAAAGACUGAUAACACGAGAAUUUCUCUUCUUUUGCAACACCUAAGGUGAAACUGAGCCAUUCCAUGUUAAAAGUGAUGCAAGAAAUUAAUUCGACUUAAAUGAAGCGCUCUGUAUUGGCUUAAUUUUGGAUAAUACUGAACGGAUCACACACUACUUUCACUUCGAUUCUAGUUCGACUUUACCUUCAUUUGAAUUUUGCAAAGGUCAGUGUGUUUUCAAUGGAUUCAAAAGAAGCAGUUGCAAGUAACAGCGAGGGAAAUAGAGAGGCAAAAAAAGUUACAGAUUGUGCAAAGCCCUCCGAGAGCAAUGCUCGCGCAGACAGUAUCAAUGCGCGUGCUAUUGUUAAUGAUCCACGUGCAAAGAUUCAGCAAUCGAAAGAGGAAGCAAAAUACACGAUUGAUUCGACACAUGUGGUCGGCAAUAAUGAUGCAAGGGGAGAAGAAGAUGCUACAGAUGGCAAAUCUCAAAAUACAAAGAAGAAACGGAAGAGAAGGAAAAAGAAAAAAAAAGAUUCUGAAACUGUAAGUGCUAUGUCAGCAAAUACCAGCUGUGAUGCAAUGGAAUACGAUUGUGAUGUUACGAAGAGUACUUCCCCUGACUCAGCUAAACAGCUGAGCGAUUUCGCUGAUAAAGAAGAACACGAUUGCAUCGAUUCAGAAUUCAUUGCUAGUCAAGAUCAACCAGAAGCAGACAGCAAGAAAAAGAGGAGAUCGCGAAGAAGACAAGGAAAAAGUGCACAGCUGGGCGAGGAACCACCGCCAUUUCAAAAAACAGAACUACCAGUUGAAGAAACAGAAGAAAUCAUGGCAAAAGGGGACGAUGCGAGCUCAAACUUUGCUGACAGUGGGGAGAAAGAAGAUUGUCAAGAUUUGCCGACCACUGAGAAUACGAGUGGCAGUAAAAGGAAGAGGAAUAGGCGAAGAAAAGCGAAUAAAGUUCAAGAUGGCGAGGAAGCCAGCGAAGGGAUAAGCCAUCACGACCUUGUGGGGAGUGAUUUACAUCGUAGUCAAGAACCAAACGACAGUGUUCACCACGGGGAAGUGUCCGCUAAAGAUUCAGAGACGAGAAAUGCGAAUCAAUCCACUCCAAAUACUCAGAAGAGUAGAAAUUCAACUCGAAGAACGCCCAGCAGUGGCAACAAGAAACAGAAACCGCUCUACGAAAAGUAUUGGUCCUUAGAGAGAGUCUCAGAUGGAUUAAAAAGAGGAGAACUUGUGAAAGGAAUAUUAAGGAUUAGUCCCCGAAACUAUGAGUUGGCUUGGGUAACAGUACCGGGUCUAAAACGCGAUGUACUCUUGGAAGGAAUGUUGAAUCGUAACCGUGCUCUCAAUAACGACGUCGUUGCGUUGAAGAUAUAUCCCAAGGAUAAAUGGAAAAUAAUGCUGGAAGAACUGGAAUACAACGGUUUGACAGGGGAAAAUACAGAGCAUAACCACGUUGACAGGUUAGCUGAUAGUUUAGACUCCUUAGCCGUGAGUCCUGCGAAUGUUAUGCAAUCUCCUUCAGCGAGGACGGUCCGUAUCGAGAAUAAGGCUGGCCAUACCCCUGAGUCACGUCGUCAAAAACAUUACAUCGAUGUCAAUCAAGUUCCUGACGAAUUUUUACAAAGAAGAGCUAAAGUGGUCUACAUCAUCGAGAAGAAACACUCGCGGGUUGCAAGCGGACAUCUAAAACCCUUCCCCCAUCCCAAAGAAAGACCUGAUGGGUGUUUCUCCCCGAUUGACAGUCGGUUGCCAAGGUUUCGUAUCCAGCGGGACAACUGCCCGCCGGGAUUCUUUAACAGACCACGUGACUUCGAAAAUACCUUGCACGUGGCACGUAUUGUGAGUUGGCCUGAGAACUCUUCCCGGGAUUCGUUUCUCGCAAUUGGUUCAAUAUCGCGGAGCCUGGGCGAAGCAGGUGAAAUAGAACCCGAAACAGAGGGGAUCCUUCUCGAGUACGGCAUAGAUUCUGGGCCAUUUUCGGACGAGGCCCUGGCGUGUUUACCCCAAGAAACACCUUGGAAAGUACCCUGCGAGGAACUGAAAUACAGAAGAGACUUCCGCGAUGAUUGCGUCUUUACCAUUGAUCCUCUCACAGCCAGGGAUUUAGAUGACGCAGUACACUGCAAGAAACUCGCAGAUGACCUCUUUGAAGUUGGCGUCCAUAUUGCCGAUGUCAGCUUCUUCGUUCGCUCAAGAACAGCGCUGGAUGAAGUGGCUGCCGAGAGAGCAACAUCCACUUAUAUGGUGCAGAAAGUUGUACCCAUGCUCCCACGGCGAUUGUGCGAAGAGCUGUGUAGUUUGAACCCUGGAGAAGACCGCCUGACAAUCUCCAUUGUUUGGAAAAUGACAAGCAAAGGAGAAAUUAUUGACGAUUGGAAAGGAAGGGGAAUCAUUCGUUCGCGAAUAAAAAUGGCUUACGAACAUGCGCAAGAUAUGAUUGACAAGCCGAACAGGAAAUGGAAUGAAAACGAGCUUCCCCCGAUUUCAGACGGUGCUACUGCGGAGGAAAUUUCCGCGCAGGUAAAUCAGCUUCAUAAAUUUGCAAUCCGUCUCAGGCGCAAUCGCUUAGAGAAUGGCGCGCUCCGUUUGGACCAAGCAAAACUCCGGUUUGAUCUGGAUAAAGAAACCGGUAUGCCUAGCGGGUACCACGUGCACAAACAGCGCGACUCGAACAGGCUUAUUGAAGAGUUCAUGUUGCUUGCCAACAUGGCGAUUGCUCACCACAUCUACAGGUCAUAUCCCGAGACAGCGCUUCUAAGGCGACAUCCAAAACCGCAUCAGAAACAGCUCGACGAUCUUCUUGAGCUGUGCAGAUCGCUUGGUAUUGAGUUCAACACCACUUCAUCCAAGACUAUUCACGAGUCGCUUGCACAAUUUCCGCUCUCCUCUCCUGAGCGUGAAGUUCUUGUCAAUUUAGCUAUGCGUCCCAUGAAAAACGCGGAGUAUUUUUGCACGGGGUGCGUAGAUGACGGCGAAUAUGGACACUAUGCCCUAAGCGUGCCUCUGUACACACACUUUACGUCCCCGAUAAGAAGAUACGCAGAUGUAGUAGUGCACAGGCUUUUGGCUGCGAGCCUUGGAAUCGAUGAACCACUGGACCAGGAUCCCUCUAACAUUGACAUGAUCGCGCACCAUUGCAAUGAUCGCAAACUGGCAGCUAAAAGAGCCGGCGAAUUGAGCACCGAAAUGUUCUUUGGUAUUUUUGUGCGUGAAAGCGGCCCUCUGGAGAAAGAUGGAAUUGUGCUGAACGUAAUGGACCAAUCAGUUGACGUUCUUGUGCCAGAACUGGGCAUGGUCAAGAGGGUGUACAUGAAAUUCUGUCCCGGGGUGAAGCGCUACGCGUUCACCAAAGGUGAGAAGGGGAAACCAGCCGAGUUGCGAUUGCUUUGGAGCGGCGAGUUGAAUUGGGGUGAUGUGAUUCACGAAGAGGAGCAAAUGUUAAAGACCUUCAACACGGUGCGGGUUAUUUUGACGACUGAGAGUGAAACGGAAAGUAAGACUGCAAAUCCCUUCAAGGUCAUGGCCAAACUUGCUCCACCUCUCAAGUGCGGUGACGAAUUUUACAUUCCAUCAACCCCAGCAACUGAGAAAUCUCUGAAGAAGAGAGGCGCCAGAGGACAUUCUGAAGCAGCUGGAGUCCCGAAUAGUACCGACGACGUUCGAAAAAAACUGUUUGUUUCCGAAGGCUCCGAUGCUAUUUUCAAGUCUAAGAAAGCUCAGGAGGUCGACAGUUUACACGUGAAUCAGAGAUCUGAUGAAGAGGAGACUGGAUCAUAUGGCUCCGACGACGUCAUUGUAGAAGACGAAGAGGCGAAUGAGGGCACGAACCUAGCCGAUGAUGAUUCCGAUGAUGUCAUCGUAGAGUCGGAAUCCGACAAUGAAGGGCAUUGAAAAACUGCAGUGCGAGUUAUUUUUGCUAUCUUAUUUAGACCGUUUUAUGUUUGGUUCUAAAAAUUUGUAUUUUAAGGAAAUUUUCUUCACGGAUUUUAACGGUAGUCGAAUUUUUAAUUGAUCGACGGAGUACAACUCUACUCCAGAAAGCGGCUUAACUGUAUGACACUUCAUUACAAGGAAAACUUAUUGAAAACCUCGCUCACUCCUUAAGAGGAAUUGGUACAAUAUUAUGCAUUAGUUAGCUUCCGAAAUUUGAAAUAGAAAUUUAGAGAGAAGAAAAAUCAUGCUUUAUUUUAUUUCCAAAUAUCAGCAUCCCAAGAAAGGAAAAUACAACGUGAA
Messenger RNA from Pocillopora verrucosa, 4248 nucleotides. Its product is annotated as DIS3-like exonuclease 2. Gene Ontology annotation, biological process: miRNA catabolic process. Gene Ontology annotation, cellular component: P-body. The record is from RefSeq and is a predicted model, not a curated record. NCBI's taxonomy places the organism in Eukaryota, Metazoa, Cnidaria, Anthozoa, Scleractinia, Pocilloporidae. Gene Ontology annotation, molecular function: 3'-5'-RNA exonuclease activity; RNA binding.